UGGAUACCACUGGGUGGCAACAGAUUUGAAGGCGGCCGCAGCUCCAAGUACAGCAAAUUCACCUCCAGUGGGGAAACACAGCGUAGGGAGCGCAAGCGUCUGAAGAAGAURUACAAGAAGGAGGAGAAAGCGGCCUUUAAAGAGCUGCACCGUAAGCUGCGUGGAGGCCAACAUUAAUGACCCCAGCCAGCCCACCUGCUUCUCUCACCUCACCUACGAUAAUUUAUGYUUUUCUGUCAACCCGGGCAAAAUGAAAUGGGAAAGUAGGCCAAGUGCUUAUGGUGCUCAGCAUUCCCAGAUAUCCUGUCAAAUGUCGUCAUGCAGCAGGACCGGGGCUCACUCCUUUAUUGUGCCUAUGCCAUAGCCGUUUUCGAUCUUCUCUGCGGGGUGCUCUUCGCUGCAUUCAGUGUGACCAAAUGCUCUUCACACUUGAGCUGGCUAGCCAUAUUCGCGGUGUGCUUUGCUUUGUUUUGGGUAACGCUGAUUGCUCUGCUCAUCUCUGGCAUUUAUUGGCGUAAUUCAACGUUGGUGGGGUGCUGGCUUGUGUUCUCAUGCGUGGGCAUUGCUAUUGAGAUUUGCCUGCUGAUUUAUGCUUUCAUCAGCAAGAGCACUUUCCAAGUGGGAAUAGCUGAAAAUAGUCUGAUUCUGCUCCUUGGAUUAUUUGUUGAAACAAUUUUUGCCCUGAUCAUCUAUAUGUUUUAUCGAGAACUCCCGGAAUGCAGCCCUGUUGUCCAGGAUAGAAAGCCGCCUUGUUACAGAGACCCACCGCUGGAGCAGGUUCUGUCGCCGCCACAGGAAGCGCCGCGACCAAAGCCGGACCCAGAGCCAGAGGCAGACGCUUGCACUACAUCGCCCAAUCGAAGCAAACGUUCCUACAGGUGCAACAUCUUGCAAACUAGAUCCGUUACAAGUCCCUACACCUGUGGCUCGAAGCGCAGCCCAUAUUGGUCUCCUGUGAGGAGCGCAAAAUGAAGAGCCUGAAGGUUGAAG
Messenger RNA from Drosophila arizonae, 990 nucleotides. RefSeq lists its product as uncharacterized. The record is from RefSeq and is a predicted model, not a curated record. NCBI's taxonomy places the organism in Eukaryota, Metazoa, Arthropoda, Insecta, Diptera, Drosophilidae.